AUAUUACCAAACACGACCUGUGAAGGACGCACGAGAACGCGCGCCGGCUUACCAUUUCAUCAUCUUCUUCCUCUUCAGUUCACUUCAUUCACUGUUCGCUUACACGUACUCAAACAUUGGGACUUGUUGAUUUUCAUCUUAUGGAUCCUCCGUCUUCCACGCCACCAUCUCUUCACUUGGCAAUGGCGGCCUUUUUUGGAGCCUCUUUGAUGGCUCUUUCCGCCUUCUACAUUCACAAGCGCAGUGUCGACCAGGUACUUCGCCGCCUCAUCGAGAUCCGCCGCACACACUCUCGCACUUCCGGCUUAAAGGGGAGCAAGAAGAGCUCUAUAGUGGUGGUGAUGAUGAAUACGACGGCGAUGACCUCGGAGAGUUUGGUUCCGACGGUGGAGGAACGGCUGUUGAUAUGAAAGAUUAUUCUCGAAGCUUGUCCAGGUCCGCGGACGAGACCGGGCAUCGGAGUUAUAGAAUCUCUUCGUCAUUACCAGAUGUUGCGUUUAGAACUGACUGGUUCGAAGAGGACGGCAAGUUUGAGCAGUCAGCGGGUUAUGAAGCUCAGGCUCGUGCUUCUUCGUUGGAUAAUCUGAACUUUGUUUCCUCAGGGAUUGCUCCACAUCGAACGAAUCAAAGGGAUAGAGAGAACGCUCAGCUUUCAUGUUCCUACAAAAGAAUAGCAUCUAUUAGUAGAAUUAAGACUCCAAGGUCUCCCAGCCGUAAUACCUUUGAAAGCGCUGAAGAUUCUGACGAAGAAGGACCUGGCCUUGAAAAUGAUGAUCGUAUUCCUUUCUAUGCGGGGGAUAUGGACUCUUCAAAUAAUUAUGGAGUAAGUACAAACAUAUGCAGUUUGUCUGCUAUUCCAAUUAGAGGUGAUGAUGCGAGCUGUGUAAACAGCCAGAUGAGCAGUGAGACCAUAAAAGAACCUAAAGCUGGUGCAGAUAUGCAACAUGAUGGAAAAACAGGAUCAACUUCUGUAAAUUUAGUGGGAAAUGGUCUCACGUUUUCCAAUACUAUCUUGCCACCAGGAAUUGCAGUGCAAGAGUCCACGAAUAUUGAAGAAGAGGAAGUAUGCAAGAUGAUUCGUGAAUGCUUGAAUUUGCGUAAGAAAUAUGUUUACCGAGAAAAUGUUGCUCCUUGGAAGGCCAAACCUUUGGCAAAGAACUCUGAUCCAUAUCACUUUGACACAGUUGAACCAUCACCACAUCACUUUAGGAUGGAAGAUGGAGUUGUGCAUGUUUAUGCAAGUAAAAAUGACUCUGAAGAGCUCUUCCCAGUUGCAAACUCAACGGAGUUUUUUACUGAUAUGCAUUAUGUUCUUAAAGUUAUGGCUAAUGGAAAUGUUCGCUCUGCAUGCUACCAUAGGCUACGAUUCCUUGAGGAAAAAUUCCGCCUUCAUCUGUUACUGAAGGCAGACAGGGAAUUUUUGGACCAGAAAAGUGCACCACACCGAGAUUUUUAUAAUAUUAGAAAAGUUGAUACUCAUAUCCAUCAUUCUGCGUGCAUGAAUCAGAAGCAUCUACUGCGCUUCAUUAAGUCAAAGUUAAAAAAAGAACCUGAUGAGGUUGUAAUAUUUAGAGAUGGAAAGUAUAUGACACUGAAGGAGGUGUUUGAGAGCUUGGAUUUGACAGGGUAUGAUCUGAAUGUUGAUUUGCUGGACUGUCAUGCGGAUAAGAGCACCUUCCAUAGAUUUGACAAAUUCAACCUGAAGUAUAAUCCUUGUGGACAAAGCAGACUGAGGGAGAUAUUCUUAAAACAGGAUAACCUUAUCCAAGGAAGGUUUUUGGCUGAAGUAACAAAGGAAGUUUUGUCAGAUCUUGAAGCAAGCAAAUAUCAGAUGGCUGAGUAUAGGAUUUCCGUGUAUGGAAGAAAACAGAGUGAAUGGGAUCAAUUGGCAAGUUGGUUUGUAAACAAUUCCCUUUAUAGUGAGAGUGCAAUAUGGUUAAUUCAGUUACCACGGCUAUACAAUGUGUACAAGAAGAUGGGAACUGUUACCUCAUUUCAAAAUAUUCUGGAUAAUGUGUUUAUUCCUCUGUUUGAAGCCACAGUGGAUCCAAAUUCUCAUCCUCAAUUACAUUUGUUCUUGAUGCAGGUGGUGGGAUUUGAUCUUGUAGAUGAUGAAAGUAAACCAGAAAGGCGCCCAACUAAGCACAUGCCAACCCCAGCUGAGUGGACAAAUGAAUUUAAUCCAGCUUAUUCUUACUACCUUUAUUACUGCUAUGCAAACUUGUAUACACUAAAUAAGUUGCGUGAAUCUAAAGGAAUGACCACUAUAAAAUUGCGGCCUCAUUGUGGAGAGGCAGGUGAUGUUGAUCAUUUGGCUGCUGCUCUCCUCCUCUGCCAUAACAUUUCCCAUGGAAUUAAUCUGCGGAAAACACCAGUUUUGCAAUAUUUAUAUUACCUUGCACAGAUUGGUUUAUCAAUGUCACCCCUGAGCAAUAAUUCUCUUUUCUUGGACUAUCAUCGCAAUCCAAUGCCCAUGUUUUUCCAGAGAGGUCUGAAUGUCUCUCUCUCCUCCGAUGAUCCUCUGCAAAUUCAUCUGACUAAAGAGCCACUGCUAGAAGAAUAUAGUGUUGCUGCUAAGGUAUGGAAGCUCAGUGCCUGUGACUUGUGUGAGAUAGCCAGAAAUUCUGUCUAUCAGUCUGGAUUUUCCCAUGAAGCUAAGGCGCAUUGGCUUGGGGAUAAAUAUUUCUUGAGAGGUCCCGAAGGAAAUGAUAUUCGCAAGACGAAUGUUCCCAGCUUGAGAAUCUCUUUCCGACAUGAGACAUGGAAGGAGGAAAUGCAAUAUAUUAAUGCCGACAAAGCCACCUUCCCUGAAGACGUUGACCCAUGAAGCAAAUCAGAUGAAUUUGCCUCUGGACUAAUCACCCUUUGUAUGAUGAUUGGGGUUAUGGUUCUCCCCGCGGCUUCUUUUCACAUAACUUGUACACUGCGUGCUUCAACUAUCUACUCUAUUUCAACCUCAGAGAAGUCAGUUUCUUCUAACACGGUUUUCAACGAUCUUGCCUGCAUCGCUUCCAAUUGCCUUGAGGUGAUCAGAAUUAUGAACUUGGCCUUUUUUUGUCAUCUGUUGUUAAUCAGUAGUGGUCUUCUUACUGAGCUAUUAUACUUGACUCAUUGUAAAUUAACUGUUCCCGCCCAAUCAGGCUCCUGGGAUGACAAAUGACAAUAUGCACAUUGUAUGGGGACUUGAUGCUCUGUUCUCACUUCUGGCUCCUUAGGCUGGAACUUGGAAUCCCUUGCUUUGCCUGCUUCGAGAUGCUUAAUUUGACUUUUCAUC
This is a messenger RNA of Neltuma alba, 3274 nucleotides long. Its product is annotated as probable AMP deaminase. Gene Ontology annotation, cellular component: cytosol. The record is from RefSeq and is a predicted model, not a curated record. Gene Ontology annotation, biological process: AMP metabolic process; IMP salvage. The transcript is spliced from 19 exons. Gene Ontology annotation, molecular function: AMP deaminase activity. Lineage: Eukaryota; Viridiplantae; Streptophyta; Magnoliopsida; Fabales; Fabaceae. The coding region runs from base 407 to 2827 and encodes 806 amino acids.